Drosophila subobscura is the source of this 1505-nucleotide messenger RNA. Its product is annotated as H/ACA ribonucleoprotein complex non-core subunit NAF1. Gene Ontology annotation, cellular component: sno(s)RNA-containing ribonucleoprotein complex. The record is from RefSeq and is a predicted model, not a curated record. Gene Ontology annotation, biological process: pseudouridine synthesis; box H/ACA snoRNP assembly; ribosome biogenesis. Gene Ontology annotation, molecular function: RNA binding. Lineage: Eukaryota; Metazoa; Arthropoda; Insecta; Diptera; Drosophilidae. The transcript has a single exon. The coding region runs from base 26 to 1429 and encodes 467 amino acids.
AAUUGUGUCUUCAGCAGAGAAGGAAAUGGAUCAAGCAUCAACUGCCCCAAAGACCCUGCCAGUGGUGCCUCCAGUAGUUCCAGAAAAUGGUACAGCUGACACCGUGCCAGAGUCUACAAAUCCGCCACGUUCUGGUCUUAGUCUACUGGCAACCUACAGCUCCGAUGCCGAGUCAGACACUGAACAAGCCACAAGAAUUGAAGACAGCGACAAUGAAGUGGUGGAAGUGCCUGUGACAGGUCCUGCCACUGCAACAGCUUACCGUCGCCCUGUGGUAGCUGUUAGCUCUGGCAGCGAAAACGAGAAAAGCAGCAUCAGCAGCGACUCGGAUUCGGACUCUGAGGGGGAAUAUCUGACAGUUUUGCGCAAGAAAAUUGAUAAGAAAAUCAACACCGAAGACUGUGACGAAGAGGAUGAGGAUUUCGAAGAAGAUGGUGCCACAGGGGAGCGUCGCCGCCGGCAGCCGCCCAAAGUGCGGGGUGAAAUGCUAUUGGAUGAGCUGCCUCCCAUCCAUCAGUUGGAGAUUACCGUACCAGAAGACGAGUGCAUUGAGCUGGGGAAGGUCCAUUCCAUUGUCGAUCAACUGGUGCUGGUCAGUGUGCUGCCCAAUUCGAUGCUUUUCGAUCUGGACACCGUGCUUUUUCUGGAAAAGGGACGCAAGGUGCUGGGCGAGGUGUUCGAUGUGUUGGGGCAGGUCUCCGAUCCGCUUUACUGUAUCCGCUUCAAUACGAAUCAGCAGAUCCAAGAGCGAGGCAUUAAAAUCGGUGAUGUUGUCUACUGUGCCCCCAAAACGGAGCACACUCAAUUUGUGAUUCUCUCCAAGUUGAUGCAGGUCCGCGGCUCGGAUGCCUCAUGGGAGCACGACGUAGAGCCACCUGCUCGCUAUAUUGACUACUCUGAUGACGAGGCAGAGCGUGAGGCCAAGCAGGAUCAGCGCAAGAGACGCCAACGAGAUCGCACCAAUUCCACGGAUUCAGUUAGCUCCGUCUCCACUGUGGCAACUGAGGCAUCGGCCGCUGCAGCAGCACCUCCACCGCGACAGCGUGGACGCCGUGGCCAACGUGAUAGCUAUCAGAAUCAGCGUCAGUAUCAAAAUCAGUCCCAUCAGGGCUCCUCCUCCCAGCAGCAGCAUCAGCAACAGCAGCCAAGAGGAGACUCGCAGUACAACUAUCAUCCUAGCUAUAAUCCCGGCAGCUGGCAUUCGAAUUAUUACCACAAUUAUCAUCAGCCAGCGGCUAACUUUAAUAUGCCGCAACCGGGCAUGUCCUAUCCCAUGCCACCGCCAGCCUAUGGCUAUGGCAUGCCCUAUGGCAUGCCACAAAUGAUGCACAUGGGUCCACCGCCGCCGCAUCAUAUGUACUCUCAACCACCACCGCCAGCAUUUUCACAGCCACAGAACAGGCACCCACCGCCACCAAAUGGAAGUUAGAGCUGGUCGAUCUCUGCUGUGGAUUCUUCUCUUUUUCACUUUAUUAUUCCAAUAAUAAAAAAUGGUUCUUAAACAA